This is a messenger RNA of Microthlaspi erraticum, 1812 nucleotides long. NCBI's taxonomy places the organism in Eukaryota, Viridiplantae, Streptophyta, Magnoliopsida, Brassicales, Brassicaceae. The record is from the annotation of a GenBank genome assembly.
AUGGGCAGUGAAGCUAUCAUCGGCGUCCUGGAUUCUGGUCUCUCUCUCUCUCUCUCUCUCUCACACACACACAUUAGGUUAGUAACUAUAGGAAUAUGGCCAGAGUCAAAGGCAGUCAACGAUCAAGGCUUUGGACCAAUACCUAAGCGCUGGAGAGGAAAAUGUAAAUCAGGAGAAUGGUUUAACGCCACAAUUCAUUGCAACAAGAAGCUAAUAGGAGCCAAAGAUGCAAACGGCCAUGGCACGCAUACAGCCAGCAUAGCAGGUGGCUCGUUCGUCCCCAACACCAGCUACUUCGGUCUAGCCGGAGGUACGGUCCGGGGCGGUGCUCCUCGGGCCCGCAUAGCUUCGUACAAGGUAUGUUGGAACGUAAUGGGAGUCUACGGAAGAGGAAAAAGAUGCUCAACUGCUGAUAUCUGGAAGGGCUUUGAUGACGCUAUACAUGACGGAGUUGAUGUUUUGUCGGUUUCUCUCGGAACGACUAUUCCUGAGGGUUCCGAGGUCGAUAAUGUGGCGGCUUUUCACGCGGUGGCUAAAGGGAUUCCGGUUGUGGCCUCGGCGGGUAAUGAAGGGCCUGGUGGUCAGACUGUUGUCAAUGUUGCUCCUUGGCUCUUGACCGUUGCUGCAACUACUCUCGACCGGUCUUUUCCUACGAAGAUCACACUUGGGAAUAAUCAAACCUUGUACGCUGAAUCUCUCUUUACUGGACCGGAGAUCUCAACCGGUUUAGAUUUCGUGGACUCGCGCAGUCACGACGAUAGUGUUGAUGUGAAGGGAAAAAUAGUUCUUUUUUACGAUAAGGUUACUUCAGUUGCAAGGAACGGAAUGGGUGUCAUCUUAGCACGAAAGCCCGACGAUAAUCUUUCUCCAUCCCAUUCUUUACCGUUAGUCUUCACAGACUACGAGACUGGAACCGACAUUUUAGAAUACCCAACAGAUCACCAACGGAGAGAACUGAGAAUAAGUGCGGCUACUACACUAACCGGUCAGCCUGCAACGACUAAGGUUGCUGCAUUCUCGUGUAGAGGCCCUAAUUCAGUUUCACCAGCCAUUCUCAAGCCUGAUAUAGCAGCUCCUGGUGUGAGUAUACUCGCGGCAAUAAGUCCGAAAAAUCCUGAUUCGCACAACGGAUUUGGACUCGUUUCAGGGACAUCAAUGUCGACUCCUGUUGUUUCCGGAAUCGUAGCUCUCCUCAGAUCUCUACACCCUAAAUGGUCUCCUGCUGCUAUUAGAUCAGCUUUGGUCACAACAGCUUGGAGAACAAGUCCAUCCGGAGAACCCAUUUUCGCUGAAGGAUCAAACAAGAAACUUGCAGAUCCAUUUGACUAUGGAGGAGGACUUGUAAACCCUGAAAAGGCUGCAAAACCAGGACUUGUCUACGAUAUGGGGAUCAAAGAUUACACCAACUACAUGUGUUCCGUGGGUUACAAGGACUCCUCUAUCUCUAGUGUGCUCGGUAAAAAGACUAAGUGCCCAACUCCUAGGCCAUCAGUUCUUGAUUUCAACUUGCCUUCAAUCACAAUUCCAAAUGUUGAGCAACAAGUCACUCUCACAAGAACCGUAACCAACGUUGGACCUACCAAGUCAGUCUAUAAAGCAGUGAUCGAGUCUCCUCUCGGUAUAACUCUCACCGUGAAACCUACCACACUCGUGUUUACUUCAGCUAAGAGAGUGCUCACUUUCACGGUGAAGGCUAAAACGAGUCAUAAAGUCAACACUGGCUACUUCUUCGGAAGCUUAACAUGGACCGAUGGUGUUCAUCAUGUCAAAAUCCCUGUCUCUGUUCAGACAAAGAUCAUGGUCAAGCCGUAA